ACCACUGCAACGAGGGACUGGGGCUUGGUCUUGAAGUUUUUCAGAUGCAUCUGUAGAUGAAUCAUAACAGCAUCAAGAUGUCGGGACGAUCAGGCCGCGCCGAGACCCGGAGUCGGGCUAAAGAUGACAUUAAAAAGGUCCUGGCGGCCAUCGAGAAAGUGCGCAAAUGGGAGAAGAAAUGGGUGACAGUUGGAGACACAUCCUUACGCAUAUUCAAGUGGGUGCCAGUAACAGAAACAAAGCAGAUAUAUCGCACCAAAUCCACAGGUGGAGAGGUUAGACUGAAAGACGUGGUGCUGGAAAACACAAACUCUUUACUGGAUUUCACUGAUGAAAACAGCAACCAGAGCUUUUUGUCGGACGUCUACCAGCCUAAAAUGGACAACAGCAGUAGCACCUCUAGCUCGCAGCAGGUCAGCCCUCCACACACGUCCGGCCUCCGAGCUGAAGACUCCCAACCACCAAUGCUGGGCCAGGAGAGUGUGGACGAGCCAGUUCAUUCAGGACAAGAGGGGGCUGAUGAGCCUCCGACUCUCAUCAAGGAGGACCUUCUUUCAUCAGGAACAGUCAGACGGAGCACCCUGGACACACAGGAGGAACUGGAUGAAUCAGGGGCACCCCCUUUAAAGAAGAUCUGCACAGGAGAAAAUGCUGUACUGAGAUAGCUUAUUUAUAAAUUGUUUUGUCAAAAUGCACCCAAAGUCUUUGAGCAUACCUGUCAUCAGCUGUUGUCACAUCAGCUAAGCUUUCAAAAAUGAUUUGAAGGUUCUCAUGACAUAUUUACACAAAUAUUACUCAUUACAUUUCAGCAAAUGAAAAGGUAUCUACCGCAGAAUCUUUGUUCACUUUUAAAGGUCUUUUAAAAGGCUCAGAUUUCUGAAAGGUAUGGAAAUGAUCAAGUCACUGGUAUAGCAGGCGGAUUGUAUUUCCUUUCAUAUGCCAUAAAUGUCUGGCAACUGUUUCUCAUUUACUCUUCAUGCAGUUGAACUUCUGUUUGCAUGUUUCCAUAUCCUAUUGCUUUCUGUUUUUAUUUUGGAGAUUUACAUGCCAUUUUGGAAAUAUGUUAAAUGUGUAGCUUUAUGCAGGUUGAUGUUUAGAUGUGCCAUUAUUGUAUAAAAAUGAUGCCCUUUCUAAAACAGAUCCUCUUUUGGCUCAUCACAUGCAAGAAUAAAUCCCUUUAUAAAAUAUUUAUAUCAUAAUUUGCCCAUGUUUAUAACAGAUUGUGUUUUGUAAACCAUAAUAAAUGCUACUCUUCAUGUCAAUUAA
This is a messenger RNA of Scophthalmus maximus (turbot), 1266 nucleotides long. RefSeq names its product BAF chromatin remodeling complex subunit BCL7B b (gene bcl7bb). NCBI's taxonomy places the organism in Eukaryota, Metazoa, Chordata, Actinopteri, Pleuronectiformes, Scophthalmidae. The coding region runs from base 57 to 665 and encodes 202 amino acids. The transcript is spliced from 6 exons. The record is from RefSeq and is a predicted model, not a curated record.